UCAGUCGUGCUGUGACUUUCCUCCGGAUAUCAUGGAUUUUUAUCGCAUUCGUAUUGCUUUCUGUUAGUUAGGGAACACUUUUUCUUUCACAAUCCCCAAUCACACAAAUUGUAGUGUUUUGCACAAGGUUAGAUAAAUAAGGAUCUCGUUGUUCGGUAAAAGUUGUAGAUUUGCAUUAGACCAGUGCGAGAAGGGGAACGUAACAAGGAUUGAAGAUAAAAUAAAUAGUCUAGGAGUGGAAAACGCCUUUUCCGCCUCCUUUUCACCCAAACUUUCCACUAAUUUGACGGACGAUGUGUGCGGUUCCGUAAAUCCCGAGUGGUGGUUUUGACUCUGACCCCUAAUCCCCUAACUUACAUCCCACAGGAUGAGUUCCCAUUGAAUGUGUCUAUAUAUAGUUGGGUACCACGCUGCAUAAGAUGCUGAAACUUUAAUUUGAAAAUACGAUUAUUUUGGUAAAUAUUUUGUGUGUGUGUGUUAAGAAUUUUUUUUUGACUCCCACGAAGAGAUUUUUCUUAUCUCUGGUUGCAUUAGUCAGAGCGGUUGGUGAUAUAUAGGUUUAUUGUGAAAAGUGAAAACGCUCUAGCAGACUUUAAUGUGAAAUAAACUGUAGAGGAUGAUGGUUUAAAAAAAAUGUGUUACCACAGCAAUGGAAGGAUGUAGGAAUCACCUUGCAAAGUUUCUCCACCGCAAUUUUGGAUGCCAUCCGGAGUGGAAACCCGGCAGAAAUCGACGCAAAUUUUGUUGCUAAAAGGCACCGAGAGCAGUCUCUAAAUGAAUACCAUAUUCCUGGAUACACAGUGCUGUAGAAGGCAAAUCAAUGCAUCACAAAGUUGAGUUGAACGACAACGGCAAGAUGAGAACAUACACCAAAAUGUACCUGAUGAUAUGCCUCUCGACGGCAUGUAUAUUCCUGUAUCAGUAUCAAUUGUCCCGGGCACGCCUCAUUUCGCAGCCAACCCAUCAGCAAGAUACGGUGGGGGAAGUCCAGCAGAAGGCCAGUGAUUUCUACGUGUCUACAACGACAAAUUCUUCAACGGCAAUCUCGCCCCCAUUGUCAACUCCACAGGAUAAGCUACCACUUCCACCACUGUACAUAAUCACACCGACUUUCCGGCGGCCGGAACAAUUAGCUGAACUCACUCGCCUGGGAUAUACCCUGAAGCAUGUGCCUAAUUUACUCUGGCUGGUCAUCGAGGACGCUGAACAUGCCACAGCACUCGUGACGAAGCUCCUGGAGCACAUUGGUGUGCCAUUUGUGCAUUUAGUCGCUGCGAUGCCUGAAAAGUUCCGGAAGAACAAGGUUAAACCUCGUGGCGUCUCUAAUAGAAAUCGUGGCCUCAAGUGGAUUCGUGCCAAUGCAACGGAAGGAGUCUUCUAUUUUGCCGACGACGACAACACGUACGACGUUGCUCUCUUCGAGGAGAUUCGAUACACAAAGAAGGUAUCUAUGUGGCCAGUGGGGUUAAUCACAAAGUACGGCGUUAGUAGUCCCAUAGUGCGAAAUGGGAGCUUUGCGGGAUUCUACGAUGGAUGGAUUGGAGGAAGGAAGUAUGCUGUGGAUAUGGCAGGAUUUGCUGUGAGCGUUAAAUUCCUCUUGAGUCGUCCAAAGGCAGAGAUGCCCUUCAAACCAGGCUACGAAGAAGAUGGCUUCCUUAAGAGUCUCCAUCCGUUUGAUAAUUCAGAAAUUGAACUUUUAGCUUCAAAUUGCACUGAGAUACUCACAUGGCACACACAAACGAAGAAGAAUCAACCAGCUCAGCAGCUUGAUAUGGGAAAGUAUAAAGACACCAAUUUGGUCAAGUUGCGCGGAAUUCUCGUGUGAGAUACUCGCCAAAUAAGAAUAAAUUACAAUAAAAUGAUAAAACUCUCUCACACACACAGAAGACACAAAAGCAAAGAAAAAAAUAAUACUGAAAAAAAUCCACAAGAUAUUCUUUUUGUUUGAUGGAGUAAGAAAUCAAAUUUUUGGGCGGAAAUGAAACAGGAUGAAGCUCAAAGAAAAAAAAACAGUUGACAUGAGAAUAAAAUAAAUUAGGUGCUAUAUUUUUGUAUUGUACUUAAAGAGAAAAAAAGCGUAUAAAGUGAAAAAUACUUUGUAGGUAGGAUGAAAAAAUAUUUGAUGAGAAUACCAAGAGCAAGGAGGCAUGGGAAGAUUACGACGAUUGAGGGCGGGAGGGGGUGGUAGCAUACACAUUCCGAGAAAAUUCGUAUUCGAGUAGAAAAAAUCAUUUUUUUUUGUUUCUAUUCAAUGUGGAGAAGAUCAGAGGAGAAUAAAUGGAUGAGGGGGGUGGAGAGAGCGAGAGAGAGAUUUGAAUUGAGCCACCUUCUGCUGAGACAUCAAUUGACGCGAAAAGGACAUUUUCGCGCUGUGCUGUUGAUUUUUCUUUUACUCUAAUGAAAAAUUCAUGAGGAUUGUGCAAAUAGAGUGUGGGGGUGGCGCGCGAUGGGAGAAGCGACUAUUGAGAGUGGCGACCAAUAAUGAGAAAUUUCUGUUCUUUCUCUGGACGGAAUACUGAACAAUGUGAUUCCAUGUAACCCUGGUAGUUGUAUAGAUUUGAAUGGGAAGGCGAAAGAAAGGAUAAUGUUUAAUUUAUUCACUCACCCAUUUUUAAUGUGAAUUUCCCAAUGGACAUUCUCACAAAUUAGCAUUCCACGAAAACGAUGACUUUUUCUUAUUGCCAUACAUUUUACAUUGUGUACGAUAUACAUAAUCCUUGUAUACCUCUCCUGAUUAGUUAUGUAAUUAUUUAAUUUAUUAUUUAGACUUGUAAUGUACCAAGACUAAAAUUGGGCUACAGUCGUGAUCUCGUGGUAGGACCGUCGUCAAAAUGACUUCUCCGCGGUAAAACGGCUUCAGAAUGAAGAAUUUUGCCUUCGCAGUGGGACAAUUAGUACUAUUGGAAAGGUAGGAUACUAAUUGUCCCACUGCGAAGGCAAAAUUCCUCAUUCUGAAGCCGUUUUACCGCGGAGAAGUCAUUUUGACGACGGUCCUACCACGAGGUCACGACUGUAUAUAUAUUUUUUCAAGUAUUUCUAUGUACAUAUAGCAAUUUUCUAUGCCUUUAUAUAAGUUCUUUUCUCUCAAAGAGAUUCCAGAGUUGGGAUUGUUCUGCGGAUAAUGCAUUUCUUGUCUUGCCCCUUUCGUGCUGAAAGCUUUUGAGCUAAGAAAUGAAAAAAUCUUGACUGAUUUUCAAUGAAACGAAAAAGCUCUAAUGACGAUUCAAUGAGAAACUGAAAGCUCCAGAAGACAAGUUUUGAAUUUCCAUAAAACAAUUUCAAAUCUUUCGUAGAGCAACGUAUUGAGACAAAUCUCAUGUUAAAUAAUGAAUUGUGGUACAUUUUUGUUUUGAAAAAUAUAAUUUCAUUAUAUAGAAUUUAUACAUAGACCAUACCCAAAGAAAUGACUAAAAUAGCUAUAUAUAUUAUUAAACUCUAUUUACUGUAAAACAAUGUGUUUCAAUUUCCGAAACACGUAAAAAAUACCAAAAUGAUUAAAUACGAGAAAAGAAUUAUUAAAAACAAAAAAAUCUAGAAUAAAACAUUUUUAUUAAUGCAAAAAAAUUGAAGAAGUAUGUAAAUAAAAUAAAAGUAAUUUCCUAGAACAAGAUGAAUUCUAUGGAAUAUAUUAUUACCAUGAAUUAUGAUAAAAAUUAAAAUGAAAGUAAGUAAUGAGAAGAAAAAAAAUGUUCUGGGGGUUUUCCAAUGAAAAUUAUAAAAAUUAUUACCUAUAAUAAAAAAACACCAUAACACUUGAAUUAAAAAAAAAAACAUAUUUUAAUAUUAUAGUGAAGAAAAAGCUGUGGUUCUCAAAUUUGCACUCUUCAGUACGAAAGUAUAGUGCAUUUAAUUGAUAAAUUUUAAACAUUUUUUUUUAAUUUAUGUGAGACGAUGUUUAUUAAAAACAAAAGUGACAAAGUGAUUUUUAUUUCUUCAGAGUUGCUAUUUAAACUGACUUUACUAAUAAGAUGUGGAAGAACUUGGUCAAAGUUACAAAGUACCUAUACUACAUAGUAUCCUUUUGCAUGAAUUUCCAUACGAAUAUAUAACACAUUUUUCCUUUAUAAUUCCAAAAUGAAUUAACCAAAAAAAAGCCAGAGAACUAAAGAAAAAAAAGCAAGAACUUCAUAAUGAUUGAGAAUACAAUAUAAUUUGAUGCAGAUGAAAGUUUCCAAAUAAAUUUGUAAGAUAUUUUAAUGAGAUCAUUAUAUUAAAUUGAUGAGAUUUUCUCAACAUUCAA
Molecule: messenger RNA, 4240 nt
Organism: Lutzomyia longipalpis
Lineage: Eukaryota; Metazoa; Arthropoda; Insecta; Diptera; Psychodidae
Product: galactosylgalactosylxylosylprotein 3-beta-glucuronosyltransferase P
Exons: 7
Coding region: 821-1825 (334 amino acids)
Biological process (GO): carbohydrate metabolic process; chondroitin sulfate proteoglycan biosynthetic process
Cellular component (GO): Golgi membrane
Molecular function (GO): galactosylgalactosylxylosylprotein 3-beta-glucuronosyltransferase activity
Source: RefSeq, a predicted model, not a curated record